AUGGCACUGAGUGGAUGUGGGUGUGGGAGGCAGGUGGCGUCUCUACGCUUGGACCGGUGGCAAUAUGUGGAGGCAGAGCUGCAGGUUCCGAAUGUCAUCGCCGUUCAGAGCUACGUGACUCUGAAUGGGACGGUCAUGGUCGUCUUCUCGUACGUGGAUGCCGAGAGGCUUGCCGUUUUAGAGUCCCAUGAGGUGUCCGUCGAGACGGAUCUCGUCAUCAACAGCUACUUUGCAUCUUGCACGGCAGGUGUAGGAGCUUUCUUCGCGGAAAAGGUCAAUCAUCAGCCCGAAGCGGAACGGCGCAGCGGUCACUUGGAGUUUCGUGAAAUUGCGAGGAGUUUAUCUCAAUGGUGUUUCAGAACAGAUGAAUCCCCUUUGCUCUUACCCCAGAAAGAGGUGGCGUCUCUACGCUUGGACCGGUGGCAAUAUGUGGAGGCAGAGCUGCAGGUUCCGAAUGUCAUCGCCGUUCAGAGCUACGUGACUCUGAAUGGGACGGUCAUGGUCGCCUUCUCGUACGUGGAUGCCGAGGGGCUUGCCGUGUUGGAGUCCCAUGAGGUGUCCGUCGAGACGGAUCUCGUCAUCAACAGCUACUUUGCAUCUUGCACGGCAGGUGUAGGAGCUUUCUUCGCGGAAAAGGUCAAUCAUCAGCCCGAUACUGCAGUGGCAUCAUUUGAUGACCUGUUGAUGGCGUUGAUGGAAGGACGACCAUUGACGAUCGUCGCAUCCGCCACGGCAUGGGGGAAUUCCCUGGAACCUCAAGUAAUCGUCGCCGAGGGGGGAUCCACCAACUAUCGGUUUUACGUUGUCCCCGACGAGAUCGUCGUGGAGUGGUCUGGCCUGGCACUCAGCGUGGUUCAGGGCCAGAGCGUUUAUGCCGUGACUAGGGUGAACGUAUUUCGGGAUGGAUCCGUCGUUGUCCACGCCAAUUACUACAAUGCACUCACCUGGGAGGAUGAAUAUCCUUACCCUGAAGGAUUCCAGUGCAUUCUUGGAGAAUCCAUCAACUUCUACUACGCCUCUGGUCAGAGAGAGAUGGGGAAGGCGAUGAGGAAGCUCGCCCAGCUGGGGAUAUGGUUUUAUUUCGGGGGAAGUGACCUCGUCCGAACGAGGGAAGUGACCUCGUCCGAACGAGGGAAGUGA
This is a messenger RNA of Darwinula stevensoni, 1140 nucleotides long. NCBI's taxonomy places the organism in Eukaryota, Metazoa, Arthropoda, Ostracoda, Podocopida, Darwinulidae. The record is from the annotation of a GenBank genome assembly.